Molecule: messenger RNA, 222 nt
Organism: Triticum turgidum subsp. durum (durum wheat)
Lineage: Eukaryota; Viridiplantae; Streptophyta; Magnoliopsida; Poales; Poaceae
Source: the annotation of a GenBank genome assembly
AUGGGGUUUUGCUGUGGGUGUUCGGAUGUCAAGGUGCUCCCCAAGAACAACUCCUUGGCUUCCUCGCCCUCGCCGUCCGCUAAAGAUUCCAGCGAUGGCGCCAAGAAGAAGCAGCCUCAAGCCGUAAAGAAGGAAGGGAAAGAGAAGAAAAGGAGCAACCUUGACCGGGCCGCCAUGGCGUCGCCCCGCCUCCCCUUCCAUUCUCGACCCGGCCUAAUGUAA